AUGGCUAGAUUGUCUGAGGCACAGACAGUUAAUGGUGAUGCCGAAGACCGCGCGAUACCGGGGGCCCUGAUUCGAGAAAUUGUGGCAAGGCGCUAUGAUAUGUACUACGUACCUAUUGGUCCUCGGCUUGUCAUCGUACGACGGGAAGAAGCGAGAAAAGUCUUUCCCCAGACGAUUGUGAUGUCGCAGAGUGCUGUACACCUGACAGGCACCUCUUUCUCAUGUUUCAAGCCUUCCGAAAACGCGACAGGUCUAGUUAUUGUCUUGGUUCUGUGUCUGAUAUCCUUUCGGAACGACGUCCAUGUCGAAGCCGUCGUCCAAGAAAGUCGUCUCAACCCCAGUCUCAACGUCAUUAUGGAUACUAGCUACAGUCCCCUAGUCCCCUCAAUUCAAGCGCACCAAGAGAGAGACCCGCUGAGUGCGGAGCGGAGCGGAGCCGAUCGUCAUUCAGGGUCGUUAAUGUCUGGACAAAUCUUGAUGCUUCUUUAG
This is a messenger RNA of Fusarium venenatum, 489 nucleotides long. NCBI's taxonomy places the organism in Eukaryota, Fungi, Ascomycota, Sordariomycetes, Hypocreales, Nectriaceae. The record is from RefSeq and is a predicted model, not a curated record.